AUGGAGACUGGCAAGACGACCAAAACCGUUCAGGUCCCGCACCUAUACAGGCUGGUCCUCGUACUCAUCACCCUCGUGGUAGUAGCACAGCUAGUCCAAAGGAUCCGGCUCUCCAGAAAACGAACAGCCUACGCCCGCGCCGCCGGUGCCCUCCCAGCCAAAGUCUACCCGCAACGAGAGCGCAUCCUAGGGUGGGACCUCUUCAAAGAGAACAUUACCUCGCUGAAAGCCCACACCUUCCUCGCGGAUCAGUAUGGGCGUUUCCAGAGGAUGGGCGUCAACACGUUCGAGGUCACUGCGUUGGGACGGACGAUCCAUACGACCAUUGAGCCCGAGAAUCUCAAGACUAUCCAAGCUGUUGAUUUCAAGAAAUGGGGUCUCGGGGAGCGAAGAAAGAUUGCGUUUCGGCCGCUCCUUGGUCAUGGGAUCUUUACAGAGGAUGGCGCACCGUGGGCCCAUUCGAGGGAGAUGCUGAGGCCAAACUUCGCCCGUACGCAAAUUGGUGAUCUUCCAACCUUCGAAAAGCAUGUCCAGCAUCUGGUCGCCGCCGUCCCACACGACAACUCCACCGUAGACCUGUCCGAGCUCUUCUUCCGCCUGACAAUGGACUCGGCAACCGAGUUCCUCUUCGGAGAGUCGACAGAGUCUUUGACAAACAACAGCCACGAAGGGUUCGCCGAGUCUUUCACCCGUGGUCAGGACUUCAUUGCCAACGCGUCUCGUUGGGGUGCGUGGGCUAAACUGUUCCCGGCCAACAAGCAGUUCAAGCAUGACCAGAAAUUCGUGCAUGACUUUGUUGACUACUACGUUGAAAAGGGUCUUGCGAAGCGUGAUCAAUUGUUGAAGGAGAAGUCCAACGCGGAGAAGCCUGGUCGAUACGUCUUUAUCGAUGAACUCGUCCGCCAAACAACAGACCCCAUAGCCAUCCGCAGCGAACUCCUCAACAUCCUCCUCGCCGGCCGCGACACCACCGCCUCCCUCCUCACCAACGUCUGGCACAUCCUCUCCACACGCCCAGACAUCUGGUCCCGCCUGCAGACCGAAAUCGCCACCCUCGACGGCGAAAUCCCCACUUUCGAAGGCCUGAAGAACCUCAAGUACCUCAAAGCUCUACUCAACGAAUCCCUCCGUCUGCACCCAGUCGUGCCCGGCAACGCCCGCGAAGCGUACGAAGACACCGUCCUGCCCGUCGGCGGAGGACCGGACGGUCGCGCACCCCUCUUCAUCAAGAAAGGGAGUUCGGUGGGCUGGAGCGUGUACACGAUGCACCGCCGCAAAGACUACUUCGGCGAAGACGCCGAAGAGUUCAAGCCGGAGCGCUGGCUCGAUGACCCAGAGACUGGGAAGAAAGGACUAAGGCCUGGGUGGGAGUACUUGCCGUUCAACGGCGGGGCGAGGAUUUGUUUGGGCCAGCAGUUCGCGUUGACGGAGGCGAGUUAUACUACUGUGAGGUUGUGUCAGGCGUUUGGGGGGAUCGAGAGUAGGGACUCGAGGCCUUGGACUGAGGGGCUGACGUUGACGUGUGUGAAUUUGCACGGGGCGAGGGUGGCGCUGACGCCGGUGGAGGGUUGA
Saxophila tyrrhenica is the source of this 1572-nucleotide messenger RNA. RefSeq lists its product as uncharacterized. The record is from RefSeq and is a predicted model, not a curated record. The transcript has 3 exons. NCBI's taxonomy places the organism in Eukaryota, Fungi, Ascomycota, Dothideomycetes, Mycosphaerellales, Extremaceae. Gene Ontology annotation, molecular function: iron ion binding; heme binding; oxidoreductase activity, acting on paired donors, with incorporation or reduction of molecular oxygen, reduced flavin or flavoprotein as one donor, and incorporation of one atom of oxygen. The coding region runs from base 1 to 1572 and encodes 523 amino acids.